Molecule: messenger RNA, 1156 nt
Organism: Syngnathoides biaculeatus (alligator pipefish)
Lineage: Eukaryota; Metazoa; Chordata; Actinopteri; Syngnathiformes; Syngnathidae
Product: protein C1orf43 homolog
Exons: 7
Coding region: 255-1016 (253 amino acids)
Biological process (GO): phagocytosis
Source: RefSeq, a predicted model, not a curated record
GUAACUGUGAGGCAGUCGAGUCUUGCUUGCUUAGCCGAAGAACUGUUCGCGGCACAGCUCGAUUAAAACAAUUGCACCAUAGCGUUAUAUGUUCGACUAUCAUCUCGGAGAAUUACUUUAAAAAGCAUGUGCAUUGAGAAAAUAGCUUAAAUUUCCGCUUGAAGACUAUUCGCUGCGGAAAAAAUAGCAACAUGCUAACUAGGGAGCUAAUGUAGUUCGCUUGUGAAACGGAAUAUAAACAUUCUAGUGGCAACAUGGCGGACUCGCCGCCGCUGUCGGGGGUUAAUGUGGUCCUGGUGAUGGCGUAUGGCAGCUUGGUGUUCGUGCUGCUCUUCAUAUUCGUCAAAAGACAAAUUAUGCGUUUCGCCAUGAGAUCCCGCCGCGGCCCGCACGCACCCAUCGGCCACAAUGCCCCAAAGAAUCUGCGUGAGCAGAUCGAAUCCCGGUUGUCUAAAGUUCACGAGAUCCGGUUCGAACCCCGUCUCCUGCCCAAAGAUGAUGCCAGGCUCAGGCGUGGUUCAGAGCUGAGUUGCUAUAACUACCUGUACAGGAUGAAAGCUUUGGAUGCCAUUCGAGACUCAGGCAUCCCCUUGGAGGAGAUGUGCAGCUGCCCGAACGCCUUCACGGGCCGAAGCUUCCGGAACUGGCUGCUGGAGCUGCGCGACUCGCACGCGCUGAUCAAGAGCAGCCACGGGGCGCUCAUCGACCGGCUGCUGGAGGGCUACGACAACGCCCGCCACGGCACCGGGGUGUUUGGGGAAGUGGAAUUUCUGGAAUAUCAAGAGGCACUGAACCAGUUAGCAAACGUCGUGAAGGCAUACUGGAGCGCCAACAGCGUGGAACUGCAGCACCAGUCGGCCGCCAAGGACCUGACGGGUUCCCCGGCCCGCAACGCUCCGUCCACCAUCCAGGUGACCUACCUGCCGUCGACCGGCCCGCGCAGCAAGAGGCCCAAGCACUUCCUGGAGCUGAAAAGUUUCAAAGACAACUACAACACACUGGAGAGCACGUUAUGACCUAGCUGUGUUUUUAUUAUGUGUACAGUUAUCGUUGGAGUACAUUUUUUGGAUGUGAUAUUUUUGUAAGUGCCAUAUUUAUUGUUGCCUCACCUCAGAUUAAAGUGUCGACGUGCACAAAUGUGUUUCCGUGAUGUUUU